Messenger RNA from Drosophila rhopaloa, 3813 nucleotides. It is a transcript of the gene org-1, whose product is annotated as T-box transcription factor TBX5-A. Gene Ontology annotation, molecular function: DNA-binding transcription factor activity, RNA polymerase II-specific; RNA polymerase II cis-regulatory region sequence-specific DNA binding. NCBI's taxonomy places the organism in Eukaryota, Metazoa, Arthropoda, Insecta, Diptera, Drosophilidae. The record is from RefSeq and is a predicted model, not a curated record. Gene Ontology annotation, biological process: positive regulation of DNA-templated transcription; cell fate specification; regulation of transcription by RNA polymerase II. Gene Ontology annotation, cellular component: nucleus. The coding region runs from base 690 to 2753 and encodes 687 amino acids. The transcript has 7 exons.
AAAGGGAACUCUCAUUCGGCGGACAAACGCUUGACGGAACGGAUGUGUGCGUGAUCAGAGAUCGGAUCGGAAUCAGAAACAGAAUCAGAAUCAGAAUCAGAAUCGGAAUCACAAUCAGAUCGGUGCGAUAUAUACGGAUAAUCAGUUCGCACUUGGCCGGAAGAAGGUGGCAAUUGAGACAACUCAACGCUUUCUGCCAGGCGAAAUAGCGCCAAUAGAAAGAAAACAAAUAAAAGAAGUUCAAGUCAAUCAAUCAGGCAGGAAAGCGAAAAAGAGGAAAUUUUCGCCAGUCAACGCGAUCGGGCCAUAAAAACAUUCGAGCCAAGAAAAUAGGAAUUAAUUUAUUUAUUUUUCUCAUUCAAUUUCGAUCGAAAUUCUGAUUGACAACUGCGAAAGGUUGCGGUGAUUUUUCACACCCCCACGUCGGCAAUAGAACAUUUUUUUUUUUGCAGUGCACAGUGAGUGAGUGAGUGAGUGAGUGGAAGGGAGAUAGUGAGUGUGUGCGGGUGCAAUAAUCAAAUUUGACAACUGCGCGAAAAACGUUCGAGAUCAAAACACCGCAGCCAAAACAAAUCAAAUCGGAAUAAAUGGGCCAAGAAUUCAGUGCGAUUUCCUUUUUUUUACUGUGAGCCCCCGCUAUACACACAAUACGAUAUCCGUGCGCACAUAGAUCACCGAUCCAGGCCGCGAUGACGCACUUGAUGGGUCCCACGGAGUGCGCCAGCGCCAUGAUGACCACCUCGAUGCAGUUCCUCGACACCAGCCUCCCGGAUUACAACUGCUACGCCAACGACUACUGGACCUCGCCCUACAUGACCGGCGGCCUCAGUCCCAUGAAGCAGAUCGAAGCCUGCAUCCAAACGGCUGGCAAGGAUCGCAGCUCGUACAAGCCGCUGGAGCAGAUCGAUGCCAAGUUGGCGGACAUCGAUGCGCACAGUACAGGCAGCACUGGCACCGCGAACAGCGGCAGCAGUGGCAGUCUCUCCAAUCCGAGUUGCCAGGAGCACUCCUCGGCCUCGUCCCUCCUGCCCCCCGACUAUCCCGGCGGCAACAGUGAAGCCUCGACGGCAGCGACAUCCGCCGGCACAGCAGCAACAUCGACGGCGGCGGGCGGAGCAAGUGCAUCCACGGGAUCCAAGAAGUACAAGGGCCAACACAAAAAAGACAACAACAGUGCGGACAGUAAUACAGUGAAAAACAACAGCAACAACAUUAGCAAAGGGGAAUCGGAGCCAGUGCAUCCAUCGCUCGCCCAGGCCAUCGUGGUGCUGGAGACGAAGGCGCUGUGGGACCAGUUCCACGCUCAGGGCACCGAGAUGAUCAUCACGAAGACGGGUCGCCGGAUGUUCCCCACCUUCCAGGUGAGGAUCGGGGGCCUCGAUCCCCACGCCACCUACAUCUGCAUGAUGGACUUCGUGCCCAUGGAUGACAAGCGAUACCGCUACGCCUUUCACAACUCCUGCUGGGUGGUGGCUGGCAAAGCGGAUCCCAUCUCCCCGCCCAGGAUUCAUGUGCAUCCCGACUCACCUGCCGCCGGUUCCAACUGGAUGAAGCAGAUCGUGUCCUUCGACAAGCUGAAGCUCACAAACAACCAGCUGGACGAAAAUGGUCAUAUCAUUCUGAACUCAAUGCAUCGCUAUCAGCCACGAUUCCAUUUGGUGUACUUGCCGCCGAAGAAUGCGUCCUUGGAUGAGAACGAGCACUCCAGUCACUUCCGCACUUUCAUCUUUCCGGAGACGAGUUUUACGGCCGUAACUGCCUACCAGAAUCAGCGGGUGACACAGCUGAAGAUCUCCAGCAAUCCAUUCGCCAAAGGUUUUCGGGAUGAUGGCACUAAUGAUGUGACAACUGGAGGCGGCAGCAGCAUGUCCUCGAUGAGCCACGAAAGCCAGGCUCGCAUGAAGCAGCAGCAACAGCAACAGCAACUGCAGCAGCAGCAGCAACUCAAGGAGCGAACGGCGGCCACCAGCAACUUCAGCCUGAGUUGCACCGACUUGGGCGUGGAGCAGCAGCAACAGCAGCAGCAGCAGCAACAACAACAGCAACAGGCAGCAAUCCUGCAACUGCCGGCCACGCCCUCCAGCAGCUCCACCUCCGGCAACUCCCCCGAUCUGCUGGGCUUCCAGAUGGAGCAGCAACUGCAGCAGCAGCAGCAGCAGCAGCAACAGCACCAGCAACAUCAGACCAGCAACCAGCAGCAGCAUCUCCACCAGCAACACCAGGCGAACCAGCAGCAAUCGCUGCUGCAACAGAGCCAGAACCAGACCCAGUAUGGAAGCUAUCACCAUGGCUAUCAGCCCCAGCCGCAGUCGCAUCCCCUCACCCCGCACUCCACCAGCUCCGCAUCUCCGCCAGCAACUGCCGCGGGAGCAACUGCAUCGGCAGCGGCAGCAGCAGCAGCAGCAGCAGCUGCAACAUCGGCUGGCACGGGAGCAACACAAGUGAUGACUGCGGCCAAUAUCUAUUCGAGUAUCGGUCAGCCUUAUGCCCAGGAACAGAGCAAUUUUGGUGCCAUUUACCAUCAUAAUGCGGCUGCUGCUGCCGCCGCCCACUAUCACCAUGGCCACGCCCACGGCCACGCCCACAGCCACGCCCACGGGCCAUAUGCCAGCGCCUACGACAAGCUGAAGGUGUCGCGACACGCGGCAGCCGCCGCCUACGGAAUGGGGGCCACCUAUCCAAGUUUCUACGGAUCGGCGGCCCAUCACCAGAUGAUGCGGCCCAGCAGCUACAUAGAGAUGGUGCCCCGCUGAACAGGAUCUCCGAGUAUCCGAGUAUCCGGAAUCGGUUUCGUUUCACAUAUUCUCAAAAAAUAACCUCUAACUUGCCUGUAAAAAUUAUUUAAUACACUUAAUUAAGAUUCGUUUGUCAAUAUUUUAAAACACAAAGUAUUCCUGCCAAAGCUAAAUAGAUCUGAAACCUAAAAACUCAUUCUAAAAUCAAGAAUUUUUGUCAAAAAUCGAGCUAGUUUCAAUAUUCUUAAAGAAAUAUUUGUAAUUGCCUUCAAUUUAAAGUUUAUUUAUCACUUGUUAGGGGUAAAAAAUAUACUAUAAUAAGAAUCAAAAGAAUUUUAGUUAACAUAUUCUACAUAAUGUUUUAAAUUGCCUGAACAUUUUUCUUAAACUAAAGUAGAUCUGGUGCCACGCUAAAAAAUAGUUCAAGAAGUAAGGUGUUUAAAUGUUUUAAAAUAAACUGAUACAAUCAUUUCUGCCAAAUCUAUUUGAACUUGGAGAUAUAAAAUUAUUUUAAGUUCAAAAAUCCUUUUUAAAAUUUAUAUAAAUGCAUAAAGGUAAACUAAUGUGUGUUAUUAUCUUGUUUGAUCAUGGAAUAUUCCAACAAAGGCUUGGCAAACAUUCGUUAUUAAAUCAAACAUAUAUUUUUUAAAUAGAAACAAUUAGAAUAGCAGACAGAAAUAUAUUUAUAAAAAUUAAGACCAAUAUUUAUAAUUAAAAAUCUCCUUUGAAGGAUCUUUUCUUGAUUUUAGAAUCAAUUUUGUUGGUAAAUGCAGGAUUCAAGUAUUAGCAGCCAGAAAACCAAAUAUAAAUGCAACAAGUAUUACAAGUAUUUCUACAAAAAAAUUACUAUAAUAAAUAAAUUUUUUUUUGUAGCCUAGUUCUUUAUGUGAAAAAAAUGUAGAAAACCAGAAAACAUAUUAUUUGAUGUAAUUUGUAGUGUAAUUUAAAUAUAUACAUAUGAAUACUUUUUUUUGCUUAACAUUUUAGUUAUUUCGUUUAUUCUAUGUAAAUACAAGCACAUAUCUCGCUAUAUAUAAAAACUGAAACAGUUUCAAGUAAUAAAAACAAGGAAAAUUAA